CCAAUCAUAAGAAAAUUUUUGCGCGAAAGUUUGGCGCUUUUAAAGAUUCUUGCCCGUUUCGAGACGAAAGCCUCGUGUUUUAUAUUAAAAUUUGUGCCAAAUCAUUUGGUGUUGUUGUCUUCGUACAAGGUAUGAUAUUUUUUAUUUAAUAUUGUGUGAAUAAUGUAAAAUUAAGUCUCAGGAAUCGGUCAAAAAUAUAUUAGAACACAUAUCGAACACUUUUAUAUGCCAUGCCUAAAAAGUUCAAAGUUGUUUAAUUUCAACAUCAAAUAUAUGUUCACGAAUAUAUUCGUACUUGUAAUAAUAUAAUCUCUAGCGGUUUAUAGCGAAUUAUGUUAUAGUCUGAUAUUUUAUAUUAUUAUAACGAUCUUGUAUACAUGAGAAAUAGAUGUAUUGGCAGAAAAUGAUGUAUUUCUUUCAAUUGAUGUAUUAAUUUUCCCCACGAAUGACAUAUGCGAAUUCCAUGCACAGUCAACACAAUCAUAACCUUUAACUACUUUAUGGUCAUUAACCCAUUGGAUCAUUCCAGAAGACAUCCAUACCACCCCCACAGAGGAAAUUGGAAGUUAACCCCCCUACCCCUUUCGGAUGUCCUAAUACAUUUACUAUUAUCAAAAACAAUUUUGUCUCCCCUCCCCCUCCGGAUGGCAGAAAUUUCCUCCGUGGGGGGCAUGUGGAUCUUUUCUGGAACGACCCAUUAAAUGCCAGUGCUCUCCCCUUCACAAGGAAAAUCCACAGCCAGCGAGAAGGGGGCAAAAUACCUGGGCCCUGGAGUGCUCAGAGGGGCCCGGAAAUCUCGGUCAAAUGUUCAUAUUGUGUCCCAUCACUUUAUGUUCGACCUAAAUGAAAUAUGCCUACUUGCACAGUAGCAAAUGUGAAAUAAACAAUUUUUUGAUCGUUUUUCUGCAAAAACAGUUAGCCAAACAUUGUUUACAUCGCGUCUUUAUCAGUUAUGAGAUGAAAUGAGGUAUUUACCUGUAUUGAACAAAUUUAUUGUACGUCCAUCUGCUGGUAUGGUACACGCAUGCACACCACACAUGCCAUCGGCACUGACAUUCUCCAGCGAUUUCUUGUCUCAUUGAUUGCGAUUAAAAGAUAAACUUUGGUGUGGCCAUCAGCAUGAGAGUCUAGAGGGACGGGGGGCCGUAUUCACCAAUUUGUCCCGGAGCCCGCGGUUGCCUGUCGCCGGCCUUGGUAAAAUCGUCCGGUGUUAGACAGAGUAAAAUAAUAAAGAAGGGCACAUCACUCAUUAGAAUAGAAAUGUUAUCAACUCUGCAGAUGAACUUCAGUCGAAGUAGUGCUUCAGUAAAUUGAAACUACAUCCCACCCCCGGGACACAGCAGGGAAUUUAAUGCUAAGGCCAAAAAAAAAUAUGUGGGUUUCCGGUUUCUUCUUAUAAAAACUUAGGUAGGGUAGGUCGGUUUUAACUUCUUUUUUUUAACUUUUUUUUUACUUUUCCGAAUAAGCGGACACCAUUUUGUUUGCCAGUGCUUCCACAUCCAACGAUAAAUUUCCCUAAUAUUUCCUCAAAUUUCAAUUUUCCACAAACUUUUUCCUCUAAGUGGAAACACUUACAAGCAUGAUCCAAUAAAAAAGUUUAGGGUCGGGAUUUCGACGUCCAAAAGCUAGGUAGGGUCGGGAAACCGGAAACCCACAUAUUUUUUUUUGGCAUAACCAAGUGUUAAAAAUUAUUAAUUCCCCUGCCCCUGGGCAAACUGGUCUAUUAAAACUGAUGUACAGCUGGGCUUCAGUAUACCUAAACUAUUAUACAAGACAAAUUCUGCAUCAUGGAUGCAUUUGAGCACAAGCGGCCCAGACAUGGGUAGAGUCAUAUUCGUAUCAGUGUAUAGUAAAUAUAUAAUUAAUAUAGAAUAUACUACGUGCAGUAAAAUUUGAAAUGAAUUUUAUAUUUUAACCCAUUAAGCGCCAGCACUCUCCCCUUCACAAGUAAAAUCGUCCAGCGUUAGCAGGUUUUUUUUCAGAAUUUUCUCUUGGGUCCGUUUUGGCAGAGAAGAUUGAGUUUAGCUGAACAGCUGGGGUGGCUGCACCCCCCCCCCCCUACCGGGGGGCUGACACUUGUGCUCAAUAAAUGUAGUUGAGAUGGAAUGUGUUAAAGCAGGGGCACUAAGGGACACUAUAAGCUGGUUAAAGAUGGCGAAUGCAUAGUUUUUCUUGUGUUGUGAGAUGAAUUCCAGCCAUUUUUUCUUAAUUGUCGGGUUUCCAACUGAAAACUAAUUUACCCACAUCACGAAUUUAACUCAAACAACUUCAUUUUUACUGCACUGAAACUUUGGUGAGAAGAUUGAGUUUCAAAACUCAAUUCAAGAUUCAGUUUUUGGGGCCGUUUAACAGCCCUAAAAAAUCCCUGAAAAAACCCCUGGUUAGACAGAGUAAAAUACUAAAGUAGGGUGCAUCAGGGUGCAAUGCGACCCAAUGGGUUAACUAGACACAUGGGCAGAUAGGCCAGUGUUACCAUUAAGCGCCAGCGCUCUCCCCUUGAUGAGUAAAAUCAUCUGGCGUUAGACAGAGUAAAAUACUAAAGUAGGGUGCAUCAGGGUGCAAUGCGACUCAAUGGGUUAAAAUUAUAUUUACUUGCCUAACUUGAUUGUAUGUGAUCGUUAUUUAUUUCUGGGUGACUUUACACUCUAUGCUUGUGACUGUCAUAGGUCAUAGAAAUAAAACAGAGGCUAAAGAUUCCCGUUCUGAAAACGGCGAUACGAAUACUUCAACUCGAAAAAUAUCCCCUUUAAUUUGCAUGUGUAUACUAUAGAAUAAACAGAAUAAACACCCAUCUUCGAACAUACAAUGCAAUUUUAACAUGUCCUAUAAUUUUUGGAAUGGAUUUUAAUUUUUAAGAAAAUGUUUUGAAACCAAAUUCUAUGGAACUUUGAAAGCCUGAUGAUUACUACCGUGUCUGCUUGGCGAGCUAACCUCGUUUACCAUAAUUUGGAUUGUCAGGGGCGAAUAUGCAAAUACCAAAGACCUAUUUCCGCCAACAGCCAGCCAAUCAACACUGUGAUAGCGACUGUUUACAAUAUUUGUAAUCUGAUAUAAUUGUAAUUUGCAAAACUCUUUCAAUCAUAUGGUAUACGAUCGAAAGAGUAUUAGAGACCAUAUCAACUCCGUUAUGCGUAUCAGUUCUGCUCAUACAAAGGGGGACCCACAGAUAUAAACAUUGCCCGAAUUUUGCAUCUUUCGAGCUUUUGUGAAUUGAAAUGUACUCUAGUUUAUAUUCAUUUACAAUAGCGAACCUGAACACAUGGGCGGAUUUACUUGGGGGUUAGGGGGGUUAAACCACUCCUAGAAUCUCUAACCCCUCUAAUAAAGUGGUCAACCCCACCAAAAUUUUGCUUCACCCCUCCUAUUUUGUGUGAAAGGCUUUAACCCAAUUGCCAAACCGUUGCUGAAGCUCAGUGAGGUGUGUCGCUUGUACCCCACCAGAAAAUUUUCUACCCCUCCUUCUAAAUAAAUGAAAAUCCACCCUUGCCUGAAAAGUGUUAGAUAUUCAGUUAGUACAGUAUGUCUUAUAUUACAAAUAUAGCAGUUCAAAAUGUAAUUUACAUUAUGGACUUGACAUGGUACAGUAUUUGGGGUAUAAACCCCCGCUGUUAAGGGAAAUGGCAUAAAUCCUGAAUGUAUUGAAAUAUGUGUAUGAAAUGGCUACUAACUACUGUAGAUGUUAUUCUUGCUGUGGGGGGUUGCUAAAAUAGCCUUGAAGGCAUGUCCCUUCCCACUGAGAACCACAUAUAGGUUAGUACUGUAAACAGAUUAUUUUAUCAACAAUACUGUACACCAUAAGUACUGUACAUUGUAAUUUCUUUACUCUUUCCAGUGAAAAUGGCAGACCACACUGAUUCAACAGAGGGAAGCUCACCUCCUAAACGUAAGGAUAUUUAACAGUUAUUCUACGAACUCGAGUCGAAUAUGAGCUGAUAGCCGAUGAGGCGCGUAGCGCCGAAUCGGCUAUCGCUCAUAUUCGACGAGAGUGAGUGGAAUAACUGUUUUAUUAUAUACACUAGGUCUGAAUUCACAGACUUUGCUUUUCGGAUAUUUUCAAUAUUUUUCUAUUUUGUUUAUGUUUUUAUCUUCGCUCUUUCGGCCGAUUAUUUUUCCAAAAUAUAUCUUUUUAACCAUUUUAAAUUUUAAAAAUUUAUUUCCUAACCUGUAAACAAUUUGUGGGAGUUUUUUCAUUGUGUUUUUAAUCCUGAAAGGGCUAUAAAAAGCGAACAACUUGCCGUUUUCCCGUUCGCAAAACAUCAGAAAUUCAAUUUUAGCCGCCAUUUUGUUUUUCUCUACUAGCAGGAUAUGAGCUAAUAUCCUGCUAGUAGAGAACCAAUCAGAUUGCAGAAUACCUCAUAUCCAGACCUUGUGUAUAUAAUAAAUAAUAUUAUUCUACCAGCCCCUGAAUAAUAUAUCAACAUGUUAAAAUUUUGUCAAGGUGGUUCAAUUAAUAUGUUGGAGAUUUUGUUUUUUCUUUUGGAGUUGAUUAUGCCAAAUCUUGGCCAUCUGCCCACUCCUUGAAGAGGCGUGUAAAGACAAGACCAUGAUUUACAUAUAUCUUGAAGAGAAAGCUAGUAUUGAUUAAACUCUUUAUCUAAGUAUAAAUAACUUGAAAUGUAUUUAGCCCUCAAGCCUCUAUUUAGUCCCCCUCCCCGUAAUCCCCGCCAGUCAUAUGAUCUACUGGUAAUUCAACAAAAACAGUCUUACUAAUGUUCUUGUAUUUACUGUACUAUAGAAGACAGUAUUGUUGCAAGUAUGAUGCAAAAUCCACAGGUUUUGGCUGCCCUUCAGGUGAACAUUUUCAAACAUUUCUAUCAUUAACUAUCAAUAAAUAUUUAAAGCAUUUGUUUGUAUUGGUACUAGUAUAUGGUUUUGAGUGCAAUUUGAAAGAAAAAAUAUGCUGUACAAGACAGUUCUUCCAAUCAAAAUUGCACAAGUGCGAAGGACAAGUGCAAUUUAUGUCUUCGAAAAACUCACAUGUGUUUACAAUGACAAGAAACCAUACCAUAUGUAUGGCUAGUAGGAUGUUCUUUUUUUAUAAUGACCAAUAACAAGGCUUAAAUUUUUAAUUUAAUUCAAUUCAACGUUUUGGAGAUUAACUCCACCAUCAGGUAAAAAAUUAUUGGUCAUUAUAAAAAAACAAAAAGAAUAUAUUAUUAAAGUUUGAUAGUAAAUAUACUGAAGGUAAUAGGAUGGUUUCAAGUGUUUUCAUGCAAUUUGGUUAACCCUGAAACAUGUACAAGUGAACUUUUCAGAAAUGAAAAUUUACAUUGUUAUAUUUGCGAGGCCCACCAAGCGUGUAACCUCGGUUGCUUGUCACUUAUUUUGUAGCUGCUUUGUUGCUUGUUUUAUUGUAAUAAAUCUCGGUGUCACUUUUGACCCAUAACACAAAUCACAAUUUGUCGCUUUUUCCCAGUCAGAAGCUGUCGUUUGUCGCUCUUUUUAGAUAGUCUGUCGCCUCUUUUUAAGGAAUGUCUCCUGUCGGUCAUAACCCCUUGGUGGGCCUCAUGUAGCUGCAGCCAUGUUGAUUUUCCUGCCUCAUCUCCAGCGUCUUCUCUUGUUUUAUGUUACUGUAGUUUGCACUGUGGAAAUUGCACCGCAUUGCAAUAUUUUUUUUAAUUUGCACUGUAAUCAGCAUUGAAUACAUUUUUCAUGUACUGUAUAUUAUUAAUUUCUUUAUACAACCUAAAAAGUUGUCUCUAUAUGCCAUCUGUGUGACUUUUACUUUUCGUUUCAAAAACAGGAACAGUUGGGAAGAGUUAUUGGGACUUCAUCAGGAUAUAUUGAAAGGUAGUCUACAGUAUGUGCAAUGUCUUGUUUGUAAUUUGACUGUGCUUAGACAACUUUUGAAGACAACACAAUAGCCCGGCAGAUUCAAUACUGCACGAGUGACAUUUACCCUCAGUGUAAACGAUAUAAAUGCAUAUAUUGAAGCCUAAAUUGUUAUUAUUAAUUGUUAGUGUCUACUGUGAGGCCAAAACAUAUGAAAAUUUUAUUUAGGUUUCCCCCUAGGCGUAAAAAAACAAAACUUGUGGUUCCGGUUCCCGACCGACCCUAUUUUUUUCUGCCGACCCUAUUAUCUUUUCAACGCGAUUGACCGUGCGACCCUAUUUUCUCCAGGUGGUUGCGUGCUGCUCAUACAGCGUGCCAAAAUGGCGUCUGUGGUCACACUAAUUAUUGAACCAAAUUGCCUAAAUUCGUCCAUAGGAAAUACGCAUCUCUAGUUAAUAUUGAUGUCGGGACAAUACUGCAAAUCGCCCAGCAAAAAACUCCGCCAAAACCAUGAAAAAAUAUUCAAAAAAAAAUUUAUUUCCGACCUACCGAUCCUAAUUUUUUCACGAUAUGAAACCGGAACCACAGGCACAGGUAUUUUUUUUUACGCCCAAUCAUUUUUAAGUCUAGCGUCAAAUACAGGAAGUUGCUGGAAAGUGGUCAAAUGUUUGAAAAUGAAUUGGUUCAUAUGAACAAAUAGUUAAUUUGUAUAUUUUGUGAACACUUCAAUUGCCAGGACUGUAAAGAGAGUUUUUUGUUUUUAGCUUACCCAAAGCAGUUCAAAGAAGAAUAAAAGCAUUGAAGAAUGUCCAGGUAAUGUAAAACUAACUUUAAUCUGUAUCGCAUCUGUUGUGCAUUUGAAUACAGAGUGAGGAUGAACUAAUGUGUGUUCUACACCGUUUUGUGUGGACUGCGCAUUAAUCUCAAAUGUUUCGUCCAACGUUUGAGGUAAUGUUUUCAUAAUUCAACGAAUUGAUUGAAUUUAUGCAAAUCGAAAUAAACAUGGCCGUUGAGGGAGUAAAUACAUAUCGACUUCAAAGGAAAUCGUUUCAGUUUCAUGAAGAUGAUAAUUGUGAAGUUCAUUAGAAUACAUGCAGUUUAUAAAUAGCUGAUGCGAUAAUUUGAUUGUUUUUAAUAUUAAAUCGCUAACACUUUGCGCCGCAAUUUGUGUGCCGAAAGUGUAAAGAGAGUUUGAAGUCGUGGAUACUAGCAGAACACGAAAAAUUAAGACAAUGCCGCGAGAUCUCAUUUAAUGUUGAAAAUUAAAAAACGCGCAAAAUUAAGGCAAUGGCGAGCUCACAUUUAAUUUUGAACGUGUAUCAUAAACUUAACACACAGAACCGACAUCAUACGCACAAAGCCUCUUGCAGGUUUAUUAGAUUUUGUAUCAAUUAUGGUUUAUAUGAUAUCUGCUAAGAUUUGCAUAAAUUUUGUCAAAUUUGAUGGAAAUGAUUGGAAAAGUGAUUUGAGAUUAUUGCAUCCUGAUAUCAUGUUGUCUAUUCUGAUAUAGGUGUCUUGUAUGAACCUCGAAGCAGAAUUCUACAGAGACGUUCAUGCUUUAGAGUGUAAAUAUGCAGAGAAAUUUAAAGCACUUUAUGAAAAGGUUGGAUUUCCUUCACUUGUUUACAUUUUUACAGUAAAGUGCAGCGAAUACUAUCAACGAAAAGCAGCUUGCAAUAAAGAUGUACCGAAUUGUUUACAUGCCAGUACGUUUUUCGAUUUGAAUUAACGCACAGUAUAGACCCUUAAUGAUAUGUCCGAAGCCGAAAGAACAAUUUUUCGCAAGUGAUUGGCUCGCUAAUGCAAGUGAUUGGCUCGUCAAUGCAAGUGAUUGGCUCGCCAGCGACUUCCAUUGCAAAUUGUUGCUACCUAUCAUUGACUAUCAUUGAUUCAGUGGUGCCUAAAUUACUUUGAAUUUGUACUCGAGUAAAAGUAGAAGUAAUUAACAACAAAACGAGUAAAACGACUUGAGUAAGAGUUAAAAGUACUGGAAGCAAAACGUACUUACUGUAAGUUUUCACGGCAUGGUCUACUUUCCAGACCCCGUUGAAGAUAUAAGAAAUCCAUUAAAUAAUUAAUACUUAGGCAAAAAAAAUAUGUGGGUUUCCGGUUUCCCGACCCUACCUAGCUUUUGGACGUCGAAAUCCCGACCCUAAACUUUUUUAUUGGAUCAUGCUUGUAAGUGUUUCCACUUAGAGGAAAAAGUUUGUGGAAAAUUGAAAUUUGAGGCAAUAUUAGGGAAUUUUAUCUUUGGAUGUGGAAGCACGGACUAAACAAAAUGGCGUCCGCUUGUUCGGAAAAUUAAAAAAAAAGUUUAAAAAAAAGUUAAAACCGAACCUACCCUACCUAAGUUUUUAUGAGAAGAAACCGGAAACCCACAUUUUUUUGGCGUUACAUAAGUAAGUCAUAAACGAGAGAUCCCAGACGCAUGUAGAGGUCGUAUUACCUAUCCCGAAAUUGAAAUAAAUCAGAAAUAAAUCACGUAAAAUUAAACAAAAGUUGGAAAGUAACGAAAUACUUCGCCACAAAAUGAAAAUAACGAAGUAAAACGUUACUUCUUAAAACGACUUCGUUCCAAGUAAAAGUACUCCAGAAAACGUUUACUUUGUCACAUGCUGACUUCUCAAAAGUUGUACUCAAGUACAGUAACGAAGUACGUUUACUUCGUUACUUGACACCACUGCAUUGAUUAUAUAUACAUUGGGGACAUAGAUAGUGCAUGAGCAUAUACUGUGUAAUGUUCGUAUGCUCAGCAUGUGGUUGGCAGUUGCGGUAAUUAUGUACUGCAUGGAGUUAAGGAAACAUGGGGCAACACUACCUGCAUAUCUAAAGCCUAUAGUACUGUAGCUUCCAAUACCAAAUGUGCACUUUAAAACCUAUUAUAGUUGUAUUAAAAAUUCAGAAGUUACAAGCCGACUGCAGUAAUCAUGUGAUAUCAUGCAGUGUAGAUGGCUAUCAGGACCUGGAGUUACUUGGUAAAGACUUGAAAAUUUCUUGGCUAUAUACACAUUCAGUAAAUAAAAUCUGGAGGCUUGUCUUUGUCAACAGUCGUUUGCAAGGCAAAAAGAUUUUUUGUUGAAUUAAUAUAUCUGCCGUGUAUUUAUAUUGCAAGAUUUCUUAGACGUCUCUAUAUACGAAUUAAAUGUCAGAUUGUGUUAAGUGCAUCUACAGUGCAAAGUAUACUAGGCCAAAACGUUUCCCGACCCUACCCCUAUAGCUUUCGGCCACAGAAAUCACCGAACCUAAUCUUUUUUUUUUAAGUUUGCGUAAGCCGAGUAAUAUAAUAAUAUAUUAAGCUAAGUACUUAAACGGAGGAUUGUACUGCUCUUCAGCGUGAUUUAACUUCAGUAUAUAUUUAAAUGGCCUAACGAUUGGGGACUAUCAUUUAACUGCAAAAAAUGCGAAGUUACUGUAUAAGAAUACCUAGAAAGCUACUCAGUAUAUGUUGGAACCCACCACCGUUAAUCCCCACACCAUUGAUGACCAUCCAGUUGCUUCAGUCUCCUCGUCAAAAGAUCUCCGGGUUAUAUAGUUAAUAAUAAGCUUAUUUCUUCGCCAUAUUUCUUCUGGUGUUGGAAAAUCCAACAAGACUCUCGGCUUUCUACAUCGGCAAUUCGUACAUUGGACUUACUCACAGAGGAUUACCGUAUUUCCCCCUGGUGCGCUCCCACCUAAGUUACUUCCGAAAUCUGGGCUCCUCAGACACGCAAAUCCGACAUGAAAUUACUGGAGAGUGUCCAGAGGCAAGCUACGUGAUUCAUUCUUAAUUGUAUAGCAAAGAUCCUAACGUCCGACCCAAAUUCAAGUCUCGCUUGAUUGAUUUAAAUCUGCUUCCUAUUACUGGCUGGAGUGUCGUGCUAUAUGCUUAAUGUACACAUAUAUAAACGAUUCAAUGUACAGCUCGAAGAAUACAUCCAAAUCUCCAGUGGCGGAACCAGGACCUCUUUAUACUGACAGUUUGAACCUGUACCCACUGGUACCCAAGGGUGGGUUGUAGCGAAGUAGUUGUAGUUCGCUACUGUAGCGAACUAUAAUUUUCAAGUGGCCAGUAGUUUUUGACUACUUUUUUAAAACAGUAGCUGUAGUUAUAGCGAACUACAUUUUGCCUAAAAGUAGCCAAGUAGUUGACUACUUUUCAAACAGCGAAUCGCUAUUCGCUACUUUCUAAAAUUGUUAGCAACUUGAUAGAAUAGAAUGAUAUUGAGACACGGUUUGCUUAAAAUCAAUACUCAUAGUCAAUACUGUCAAUUUUCAUUCUUGAACACUGUAGUGCUUACAAAAAUGUUGCUUUGUGUCUACUGUUGCUACUCGUAAGUCGAUUUGUUAUAGGUUACAUUUCAGCCUGAGUUAGUAGAUGCUCCAAAUACAGUAAAACUAAAAAAUAUAGCGUAGCGAAAUAGCGAAUAGUUCGCUACAUUUUUUAAGCAGUAGCUGUAGUCAGUAGCGAACUACCUUUGUUGAAAAGUAGCAGUAGUUGUAGCUGACUACAUAUUUUUGAAGUAGCUGUAGUUAUAGCGAACUACAAAAAUUUUGUAGUCAACCCACCCUUGCUGGUACCGUACUUCACUUCAAUCGUAUAUUGGGCAACAAUUUACUUCUUGAAAUCUGUAAAUCAUCUACUUUCAGUUCCUUUAAAACUCUAUUGUACAAAUGUUAUUUCAAUAAACUAAGUAACAUUUUUUUAUACGGGCAGACUAAGUACCUGGAAGACAAUAUGUGUCCUUAUUGUAGAUCUAUUGACAUUCCUGCUGUUAAAACUUGCAGAAACAAGCAGCGAGGGGUGUAUUUCAUCUCUUGAUUAGUAGGAUACCUUAUCUUCUAUAACAUCUUAUAAACCAGUUCUUAUAUAUUUAAACUUAUUUACCUUCUACUUUCAGUAGUUGCGCGAUCAGGUCAGAAAUGGCUACACUUAAUUAACAAAUCAGUUUCAUGUCACACGAGCAUUUAUCAAAACAUAGAUUACAGAACGAAAACCUGUCCUGCCCUAUAGGGCAGGAAAACCUGUCCUGCCCUAUAUUUCUCGUUCUCGUUGUUCAGGAAAACCUGUCCUGCCCUAUAUUUCUCGUUCUCGUUGUUCAUAUAUUACAUAAAAAUUUGUAAGAAAACUUUGAAAUUUCACACACAAUGCAAUGCAAUAUUUCCAUUUCGAGGUAAUGUUCUUAAUUUAUUCUUGAUUGUAAACCGGUGUUGUUUUUCAGCGCGAUUCGGUAGUCAAUGGUGAAUAUGAACCAACAGAAGAAGAAUGUGAGUGGGAAAGUGACGAGGAGGACGGUGAUGAAAAAGAUGAAAACUCGGAACAAAAAUUGUCGGUAAGAAUAUUUCAUAAUAUUCUAUUCUCAACAAGUUUUACUUAAUGUGAUUGAACUGCGCAAUUUUAAUGCGCAUCUCUAAUGGCAAAUUCUAGCUAAUAUAUCUAGUCGAACUGCAAUGUAAAGUGAUAAAGAAAGAGUAAGGGCAAAGAAAAAAACACUCUGCAUUGAUUAGGCUUGCUUCAGGAAAUAUAGCUUCAAAAAUGACAGAACUCUGGCUAGGGCUCCCUGUGCAACUAGCACUAAACCACAUAGUGUUGCAUGUUUAACUCUUGUAUCUCUUUAAGAAUGUCCGUGCUCGUACUUUUUAUUUUAUAAGUUGAGAAAAAUAAUUUCUACAACUUUACAUUUUUCGUGCAUGCUUUCCGAAAUAACAUGUCUGAGAAGAUGGGAAAAUAUAUUUUUGCAGCACAACAAUGCACGUCAACGGUUUUUGAUUCGCGAAAAUACCAUGUUUCCUUGUGUAUAUAAAAAAAAUUCAAUAACGGUUGAGAAAUUGCGAUUGUUCCAGUAACUCGUAAAAUGGUCAAGAUGGCGCCUUAUAGGGGAAAAGGUAGCGUGUUGCACUUGUCAUAUCUUCGAAACGAGUUCGGUGACCCUAUAGCUUUUUUCUGUUUUUACUGUGAGCAUGGCAUAAACUUCACCCCUCAGAAGUUUCAGCAAAUUCUUAUUCCACAACAAUUACUGAUGAAUCACCUUAACGUGGCUGCAAAUGUUUGGUGAACAUGGGGCGACGCUCGGGGUCUGACUAUAAAUAGCGAUAUUUCUUAGCAUAUCGCUCGAUAGAACUAACAGUUGAAGAAUUUAUAGAUGGAAAUUUUGAGUGAAUUUAUGGCGAAGAUUAUAUACAGUUGUAGCGCUAACCAUGAGUACAGUUGCAAAAAUGCAACUAUAGGCCCUCUGGUAGGUUUUCGAACCUGCGACCCUGCGAUUCCGGUGCAGCCAAAUGAGCUACAGAGACCAGUUGUCGAGCUCUAACCACAAGUUCGAGUUGUAUAUAUAAAUUAGUGUUUCUUGUUGCGUAUUUUAUAUACAAAGUGUGCUUAAUACUGUAAAAAGAGCAUCUUUUUUAUGUUUAAACUAUUCAAAGAUUCAUUGUUGCAUGUACUCUGAGUUUCAUACACAUAUGCAAUCUACAGGGGGCGGUUGUAUAAGGCUCUUAACUACUUUUUAACUGUCUACUGUUUAACAUCACAAGGCAGUACGUAAGUGAAAAAAAUCCACAUGUGAGAUUGUCUUGUAUACAUUUUUGCUUUCUUUGAUAAACAUUAUUAAACACGCAAAUUUUAAUUAGUGAGACGCAAUGUUAAAUGUCACCUGCAUGUCAUUGUCAUUGCCCUUUAACCCCUGGUCUAAUUGGCCGCUUUUGAAAAUGUUGAUCAUGACGAACCGCACUGCCUUAAUUAUGCAAACUUUGUGUUUUAAAAACGGGUUAGGAGAAAACGCGGAUACGGACGGACGGAUGAAUGACGGACGGACGGACGGACGGCGACGGACGGACCGGACGGAUGACAUAUAUAUGUCAUUAUAUAGCCUGCGCGCAGCCGCUCAGGGUAGUUAGUGGCUUACGUCUUCGCUGGUUGUUAUACUUUAAAAUAAUCUUGUAUAUACUGAUAAAUCAAUAUGCCGAGUAUAUAAAUAUAUAAACUGGGAUGUCACACUGAUAGCUUAUUUACAUUUCCUGGAGCAUCAUGAAAUCUUAUGUUUAACCACGGUGGUUUAACCCAUUAGCUGGCAAUGCGUCCUUCCCUUGUCCAACGCCAGAAGAUUUUACUCAUCAGUGGUAUAGGGUACUGCCAGUAAAUGGGUUAACAAACCUAUCUGCCAAUGGCUCUUGUUAAUUCAUCAACACAGUAAUGGCCCCUACUUUAGUAUUAACCCUGUCCAACGCCAGACGAUUUUUAAUACUCAGUCAGUGGUAGGGUACUGUCAAUAAAUGGGUUAACAAGGAUAUUACAACAAUAAUAGGAUGUUUCUGAAGGACUCUUUCAACACCCUGUAGUUUGUCUUUUUCUGUCAAAGGCAGCAUUACUGCCCUGUGGGUAACCUAGUAUAACACUAUAGUGACUUUGAAAACGUUUCGCGAAGCGUUUGUGGUUGAAUUUUACCUUAAAUUGAGGUUUAUAUUACGUAUAAUAACAUGCCUAACAUAUAUAUGUUGGGAAAUUAAUAAUUUUGUAACUAAAAGUGAGAUUUUUAGGCGAUUUUUCAUUUGUAAGAAUAUUCUUAAAAAAUUAUCAUGUUACCAUGACAACUACUUUACAUACUUCAUGUUCGGAAAAUACAAUGGUUUUGUCAGCAAGGCGAGGGUUUCUGCAUGCAUGUAUUUUCUAGUAUUAGUAUAUACAUAAAGCCUGUUUUUCAAAUGUCAUUUUCGAUCUUUUUAAGCAGAACGAGCUCAAAGACAAAGCAUCGUUGGAUGAAAAUAAAGUCGAUACAGAAACUCUUCCAGGUAAAUUAUCAACACGCAGUUGAUGCGUAUCUCCUUGCCACACGCAACGCACAUUGUGCAGCGAAAUCUACCGCCAUUUCAUGUUCACAAACUUUGAAGGAUUAGGGAAACAAAUGAAAAUGGUAUAGAUAUAAUGGUUGAGGGAAAUUAUAUGUAAAAGUUUUAAACAGUAUACUUCGUUCGAGUUUUAAAAUUUAAGCAAGUUGCAUCUCGUGCAGCCUGCAGUAAAGCAAUAAAUUGUCUGAACUUUGAAUCCGCUACUGUUUCGCCAGUAUAGGUUUGAACGCUUUAUUCAGUUUUUACUUUAUGAUUUUAGAGGAUGUCCGUGGCAUUCCAGAAUUUUGGUUAACUGCGAUGAAGAACGUUGAUCAUAUUGCUGACAUGAUUCAGGUACACAAAUACUGAGUGUGCACUUACAUGUAUAUAUAUGUACAGGGAGGGUAUAUCAAAAAAGGUAAAUGUUUCGACUGGGCAUGUUAUCAUGCGUUAGGUUUUAAAUUUAUAAACUUAAACCUAACAAACGCCUGAUAACCUGCCAAGUCACUUUUUCAUACCUGUACCGGCAACCACCUUUGCCAUCAAGCAGGGGUUUUUGCGAGAUGUGCACCUCUGGCCCUUGUCAGAGAGGCCGCAUGAGGUGCUAUUUUUCGUGAGAUACAGUAAUUUGAGUGAAACAUGAUAAGCGAACUGUGAACAACAAUUACAAUUCAAAUACAGUAGUUGAUGGGCGGGCGGCGCACAUCGCUCAAAAACUUUCGGAAGUUUUCGGAAACACGUGAACCAUGGAAAAAGUCAAAAACAGAUUUUUAGUUAACUAUACAAUUGAUUAUUUACUCAAAAAUUCAAAAAAAUAGUGUCACGUUCUUCUGCACUAAUACAUAUAUGUCAAAGAUUUUUUUCAGAUAUCCGGCAAAUCCGGUAUCCGGCCGGAGAGUAAAAAUCACUAUCCGGUGCACCCCUAGUCUACAGAUCAAUUCGUUGAGUGGCGGAUGCUCGACUCCUAAAGAUGCGAGUUCACAUCCUGCUCGAGUCUGAUUUUUCAGUUGAAUUGAGCAGUGCACGAAACUAUGUUUGAAGUGUAUGGCUGUUUACAUACGCUCUAUUGCAUUUUAACUUGCAAUGCCUCAUAUUACAUGCAUGUAUGUGAGUGCAGUAUACAUGUUAAACACUGUCCACUGAAUCCAUGCAGGCAGCAUCAGAAACUUGUCAAACAUAAAGUUCAUCAUCUAUAUUUAGGAACAUGAUGAACCCAUUUUGAAAAACCUGAAAAGUAUCGACCUGAAAUUUAUCGACGAAGAGAAAUCCUUGGAAGACAGCAGUGAAGAAUCCAUGGAAGGAAAUAUGGUAAGUAUUGAUUAUUGGUUAUUGAACUUAUUGGUUUUAUUUGCCAAAUUGUUAGCUAUUUACAAGAUAUUAAUCAAAUAAGAUCGGCGAGGAGACCUCAAGAAGCUUAGAGCUUGUGUAAAGAGGCCACCCCGUGAUAACCUGCCCAGUCGAAAUAUGAUAACCUGCCCAGUUCACAAAUUUCAAGAAAAUUAUUUUAGUGUAUGAAUGUAUGAUAAAGCAUAGCCUAUCGAAGGGAAUUGCUGUGAAACUCAUUGGUUUAUUCAUAAAUUUGGUCCUUCAACGUCACGUGUGUAUUGUAUUUUUGCCCAACUAACCAUGCAAUAGCAAUGUUUUAGGAAAGUUACCUAUCCGUGACUCGAACAAUAGGGAAAGUGGAGAUUGUUAUUCGUGGAUUUGGCAAAAAUACAAUACACACGUGACGGUGAAGGACCAGAUGUAUGAUAAACGUUGACUAACAUAGAUAAUGGUGAGCUUAAGCAAGUGACGUUUUUGACAACACGAACGGCAUGAGUAACGUUAAAAGCCUGGGUCAAGGGCUGUGAUUGGUGAAAAACGUCAACUUUACUUCCGGUCGACGUCCGUGUUGUCAAAAACGUCACUUGCUUAAGCUCACUAAUUAUUCUAAUGAGUUUCACAGCCAUCUUCCCUUCGAUAGGCUAUGGGCUAAACCCAAUUUCAAGGAAACCAAAGACUUUUCCAAGCCAAAUUAGAGCUGUGCGCCGGCUCCGGUAUAUUUUGCCGGGGCGGAGUUGGAAAACUCUGGCAGACAAAAUUAUGAAAAAUUAUUUCAUAUUUCAAUGAACAUUUGGUAUUAAAUAGGAAAAUUAAGUUGUUGUUUACUAGUAUAUUACUAUUUAUAUGUUGUUUUACUAUAUAUUACUAUGUUGUUUACUAUUAAUAGUGUUAAAAAUUCCUUGCCGGAGCCGGAGCUAAAAUAACCGGAGUUUGCACAGCUCUAAGCCAAAUAUAUUAAUUUAAAACCGGUCUAGUUUCUUUGGCAUUUCCCACUGUUACCAGCCCAAAACCAAAAUUCAAAAUCCUCUGCCAAUCUUUCUGCGAACUGCAGAAUUGAAAAUCCUUUGUUGGAAACCAAAAUAUUUUGUUGGAACGACGUUCCCAGGAUCCACUAUAUCCAGGUCUGGUGGUUAAUGUCGCUUCCAAGAAGGGGCAUGUGUUAAAUAUUUUCCAAUGUGAGCUCUAGUGGUAGAGAAAUGAAAACAAAACAAAUCGCGUUUGUCGUCUAAUCACAUCGCCAAUACCAUCUCCGAUUUUUUUCAAUCCGGAAAUAUAGUUACCCAAGUAUCAUGCUAUGCACGGCUCUUUCGUUGAUUCGAUUAUCACUAAGUUUAUGGGCUAGUUUGGUAUUGUUUUAAAGAUGUAUUAGAUGUGAGAGGCGAGCUAUACGUUUUAAAUGUUGGAAUUUCGUUCAAACAUUGUUCAUUUCUUUUAGGGUUUCAUUCUAGAGUUUCAUUUCACUCCCAAUGCGUAUUUUAAUAAUUCCGUAAGUAUAAAACCCUAAAGCAUGUAAUGUUACAUUAAUUUAACUACAUGAAAAUAUUUCGUAUUGCAGAACUCUCUCUAAGCAGCAUUUUAACCUUUAACUGUCAGAAACUGUAAUGCAUAGUUAAUAUAAUGAAAGGGUUUGGAAGGCCGGAAAACUUCAAAGCAACACGUGACCUAUCAACACAAACUCGCAAUCUCGUACCCAGAGUAUGCCCGUUCGCAGGUUAGGUGCUGGUCAUGCGAACGGGCAUACUCUGGGUACGAGAUUGAUAAACUCGAAGAGACGCAUCACGUGACAGUCGAGGUGCAUAACAUGGCGAUUUCAUAGUAUAAUCUAUAUUAAUUCUAUAACAAUUGGGUUUUUUUCGAUGGUUUUACAACGUUUUGAUAAAUGUAAAGACUUUAUCCUACUUUGCCUAUGCAAAAGGCAACGUUUGAGACCUUUUUAUGUUCCAUUGGCCAAUCUGCUUCCGCUUUACACCGUAAAAAUCACCAAUAAUGUAUAAAGUUCGUAGCUAGAUAUAUCACAUACAUUUAUAUUAAUAGGCAUUUGUAGCUUUCAAAAAAUUCUGCUUACUAGUAAAUUUUAUACAGAAUACAUCCACCGCUUUAAAGUUUUCGGCUAAGGUAAUAUUUUACCGAGUAUUCUCACGGAAACUUGUGUUUAUUCAAAUUUAUACGACUAUGAAUGUUUGAAACAGCCAAAAUAUAUAUACUUCCCUUGUGGUCGUUUGAGCACUCUGCCCCAUUACGCUCUGCGCAUGUCUGGAUGCGUUGAUUCACCGUGUUGUACCACAUGCCUUGGUGAGAGCAAGUUCAUGGGGUAUAAAUACGAUUGUCUCACGUAUCUAGACGUGUACCAAGCUGCACUGACGAGGCGUUGAACGCCGAAACAUGCAUGUCUGCAGAUUGUACUAUUACGCUCCUUCACUUCGGUGUUGUUGAGCACUCUGCGGAGUUGUUAAUGGGUGUCUAUUAGCGAUAAUGCAAAGCUCACUUCCCUUGUGGUCGUUUGAGCACUCUGCCCCAUUACGCUCUGCGCAUGUCUGGAUGAUGUUGAUUCACCGUGUUGUAACACAUGCCUUGCGUUCAUGGGGUAUAAAUACGAGUGUCUCACGUAUCUAGACGUGUACCAAGCUGCACUGACGAGGCGUUGAACGCCGAAACAUGUAUGUCUGCAGAUUGUACUAUAUAUAUAUAUAUAUAUAUAUAUAUAUAUAUAUAUAUAUAUAUAUAUAUAUAUAUAUAUAUAUAUAUAUAUAUAUAUAUACAUAUACAUAUACAGAGCACUAUAUAUAUAUAUGCAUACAGAGCACUAUUGUUUUCGACUCUAAAGGUCCUGACCUUAAACACCGCACUGAUAUGUAAAUGUAGCAUCUUAGAUAAUAAUGCUUUAAUACAACACUCAUAUUCUUCUUUCCUAAAAUGCCUCUCACAGAUCGACAUACAGGUUUCCGCUAUUGAUUUGUCGACGCAAACUUUCGUCCACAGAGCAGUCCUUCGUGAUAACACUUAUCCAAGCUUCGCGGGACAGACGCGGGUUUUCUUCGAUAAUUCAUCUCUUUCUGCAGGAAUUUUAAAAAUUCCUACUCCAACGUGCUUUCGACUUGUCGCGCAACCAAAUAUGGAUGAUUUUGUGUUCCCCUUAGCUUAAUCUAUACGAUUUUACUACGUUAUUUUGUCACGUGACCGGGCCUUCCGAACCCUGUCAUUAUAUUAACUAUGUGUAAUGUAAAAAGAAUUUUUUAUUUUUUUUUUUUAAUCUGAAUAUGGACUUACACUCCAAAUCUUUUAAUUUAAUAAAAUGAGUAUUAGCUAGGCCUGUGGUCUGAUUUUGCUUGAAAAUAUUUUUCGAUGUUUCCUUUACCUUGUCCAACAGAUUUAAUGAUUUGUGUCUGUUAUCUUGUAUUAGGUAUUAACAAAAACAUACAAAUUAUCUUGUGAAGUUGACAAGGAUACUCCAUUUGCGUUUGAAGGACCAGAAAUAACCACCACAGCAGGGUAAGGUUAUAUCUACCGCUAUAUAUAGUCGCCAUUGUAGAGGGUUUCCACAAAAGAUCUCCCCCCCCCAAAAAUAUCUCCCCAAAUAUCUCCCCAACUAUAUUUUGUAGUAUGAAUUCUUUAGCUCUCAAUGUAAGUUUCAGGUUUUUAUAUCGACUUUCAUAUCGUGACAUUAUCAACAGUAUAUUGACAUUUAUAAUAUAGUCAUUCACCGUAUAUGAGCUGUUCUGCAAUCUGAUUGGUUGAAUUACUCGCCGUAUAUCAGUUCAUAUACGGCGAGUAGCGAAAAACAAGAUGACUACAUGAGUUUUGCGAAGCAGAAAAAAGGAAAAUAUUCGCUUUGAG
Molecule: messenger RNA, 18729 nt
Organism: Paramuricea clavata
Lineage: Eukaryota; Metazoa; Cnidaria; Anthozoa; Malacalcyonacea; Plexauridae
Source: the annotation of a GenBank genome assembly